AUUUCCCUGAGAACAGUGGGAGGGGGGAAGAGGGCCGAGCGAUGCAGGAUAUUCUCACAGGAUGUGAUGGCUGGACAGCAGCCGGAGUCGUGCAAUGUGGAGGGAAGAGUCAGCUGAGAGGAGCUUUUUGGCUUGUGGCGUUUGCUUGGUUACUAUCGAUCUGUGAGUGGGUGGGUGUGCGCGCUGAGGAUGUGAAAUCAACAUGGUCAGGAGGCACUUUGAAGACUAGUCAUCAGCUGAAAGUGAGCACCAUGGCCGCCCUCCAGCUGCUCUUCCCGCUGUUGGUCAGCUGUGUGGCGGCAUCUGUACGUCCUCCCCGCCACCUCCUUCCAUGUCAAGUUGUCCAGAUGGAUGUGUUUUGCAGCGAUCUAAGCCUCAGAAGCGCCCCGGUCAAUCUUCCUCGUGGCGUCCAAAUGCUGGACCUUUCUCGCAACCAGGUGCAGAACCUCACCCAGGAAACUCUUGCGUACCACACAGGCUUCCACCACCUGAACCUUCACUCUAACAAGAUCCACUUCAUCCAACCGGGGCUCUUCAAAGACAUGACUGAUCUGAAAGUCCUGGAUCUGUCCAGGAAUCAUCUGAAUGUUUUCGCUCUUUCCAAAAUCAACAUUGGGCCUCUUACAGCUGUAGAGUCACUUGAUCUUUCAAGCAACGGGCUGUACACGGGGAUGUCCGACUAUUUCCUGGCUGACUCUCCGUCGCUGGCAAACCUUUCUCUAAACAGCAACAGCAUCACCAAAAUAGCACAAAAUACCUUCAGUGGGUCCUCGUCACUGAGGAAAAUCAGCCUCCACAAUAACGUCAUCCUGGAAAUUGAAGAUGGAGCUUUUGACUCCUUGAGUCAUCUGACUGAACUCGAUCUUUCCAAGAACUCGAUCACGUGCAUCACAGAUUUCAAUCUUUGUAAUUUAAAAGUGCUCAAUCUCAGCAAGAAUAGCAUGGAGCUUUUCCAAAGCAUAACAUCAACACAUUCUUAUAAACUAGUGCUUCUUGAUCUGAGUGAAAACAAAAUGCCUUAUUUCCCGCUUCUCCCCAGAAACAACGUGCUUGAAUAUUUGGAUGUUUCACGAAACCAGCUUCAGAGCCUGAAUGUCACAGGAAGUCCUGAAACAAAAGUUUUUUUCUAUCACCUGAGAUACCUGGACAUGAGUUACAACCAACUAAAAAGCAUACCAGAGUCGUUUUUUUACUGUAUGGCAUCACUCGAGGUCCUAAAUGUGAGCAAUAACUGUAUCAGCUCAUUUUCUAUCACUAAUGAAGGCCUUCUGCAGACGGUGAAGAUUAUCAACCUCAGCUAUAAUACGCUGCAGAGCCUAAAGUUUAGGGAAAACACUCUGCCAUCGCUGGAAAAGCUCCUCUUACACGGAAACGACCUCACGACCCUGGACCAUCAAAUAUUUCAAAGACUUCCGAACAUCAACCACCUGCAGCUCCAGCAGAAUAAUCUGCAAAUCUGCUCCUCGGACCAAAACCACCAGGAUUCUCCAGGUUGUGUUUCCUUUUCCUCCAUAAGCAACUUGCAGUUCCUGAACCUGUCUGAAAACAAUCUGCAGACUCUUCCUGCAAACUUGUUUGCAAACACUCCUCUGACGUUACUCGACUUGUCCCUGAAUCCAGGCGUAGACAUGGACAAAGACUCCCUCUCUGGUCUGGAGCAUUCCCUGGUCCACCUCCUAUUGAGGGAGAACAACAUUUCCAGUUUAAACACAGACCUGUCCUCACUGACGAGUCUCAAACACAUAGACCUGUCCACCAACCAGCUGACCACCCUGCCGAUGUGGAACAAAGACUCCUCAAUCGAGUCACUAAACCUGCAGCACAACAACCUGGUCACCCUGGAGUACCGCACCAUGCUCGCUCUGGAGCGCUCACUAAAAACUCUCUACAUGGGCUCCAACCCUCUGAGCUGCUGCAGCAACCUCGACUUCCUCCACAUGGUCCAGCACUCCGCCGUGGUCGUGCCGGACAUCGAGACGGUAACCUGCGUUCACGAGGAGUACUCAGAACCAGUCAACAUCGAGAAGGUGACCAAGGAAAUGUGUCACAGACCAGGUGUCCAGAACUAUAUUAUUGCUUUAGUAGUGAUAGCGUUAGCUGCGAUGAUCGUGCUGGGGCUGCUGGUUAAAUGUUGCCACUUGAGGAAACGGAAACCCAACCGCAGCUUUAACGCAUAAUGUGAAGCCAUGAAGGAAUUCAUAUUUAGGACUUUGUUGGUGACUAGAGACAAUAGAAACACAUGAAUGUAAUGUCACCCAAAGUCCUCCAAAGGGACAAUUUUUACCCCUGAUUUGGGUUUAGCACCUCUGCUACUGGAGUGAAUAAAUCCAAAUUUGGGUGAAAGGGGAAGAAGCCUUGGUGAGGCUGAGAUGGGACACGCAAGAAGCAACCACAAUGGCACCUGUAAAUCACAAAUACAUGUGCCAUAAUAUCUUUUAAAUGAAGGCAUAACAAAAGACAAACUAUUGAAACCAGCACUUCUUGUGGAAAAUAUUUCCUCCAUAUAUUUCAAAAGAGAAGUUUGGACUUUUUAAAAGGACGUCAGAAAGCGUCUUGCAGUCAGGAUCUAGUGGUUUUUCCAGGAACUGCAAUUUUAGAGCCAUUCGGCUAAAGAAAAAUGUUCAUAUUGUACCCUUUUGCAAACCAUGGAUUUGUUACAUUAUUAGAUCAUUUUUAGCGGAUAUAUUAAAACUUUAAUUGUUGUGGUAAAGGUGUGGUUAGGGUUCGGCACAAAAAUCACAUUCGGCCUAAAUCAUAAUCAUAUUUUGGCUUUAAAAAAACUCAGCUUUAGUGACGCAAAAGCUGCUGAAAAACGCUGUGACGUGUCAGUGAAAAACAAAUGGGCAAAGUGACUCAAACACCAUUGAGAGAUGCUGCAAAAGGUUGCCAAAAAACAUCUGGUGCUGUUGGGUUUGCACAGUGGUCUGCAGAGGUCCAAAGCUUAGCAGGCGUCUCGCCUAGGUCACAUGCCAUCCAAUAUCACCUCCACAAGUCAGCUUAAAUAAUGCGUCACUUUAAAAAUGUUUUCAUGAAAUGUGCAAAUGUUAUUCAUGGUUGGCAGAAAUGUACUCUAUCGACUGGGCUGGGUGUUUCCUGAUUAUUUAUGAAGCCACAUGCUAACCAGCAUAACUUUAUUGAAUGUAAAAGGAUAAAUCCACACUAAAACACUUAACACUGUUGACCAUUUUCUCCACUGAUGGUAACCUUUACUGAUCAGACUGGAAUACAACCAUAAAAUGCAAAAGGGAUAGACUGACUGCUUGGGAAAUGUGCUAUUCAUUUUCUUGCUGAAAGAUGAGAAGCUUGAACUUUCCACAAGAAAGAAAAUAAGCAUAUUUUCUAUAUAUAUAUUUGACUGUUCCUUUAAAGGGACAGCUUAGAGGAAAAAUGUAUUUGUAAUUUUAGGGGGAACUGUCCUUUUAAAGGUUGAAUCAGGGGUUCCUGAAGAUGAAUCAGAGAGUGAGACAGAAAGAUAAAUCAGAUUUAGUUAAGAGUGUCGACACUGGAACAAAGUCAGAUGUCUUCACUCUGUGACGUUCAGUGUAAGAGUAUCUGAGAGUGGAAUUUUCCUUUAAGCUAAAAAUAAAGAAACACAAACACUACAAAAGGUCAUGAAACAAAAUGCUCUUUCACGAAUGAUGAAGUGUGAUAAGAUGAAGUAGGUUGUCUGAAAGCAACCCGAGACGUCCCCUUACCCUUUAUGUAGUUUGCACUUUAUAUUUCCUCGUGUUGGUGUGAUUUUAUCUGUGACUGUUAACACUAAGGAUAAUUUUAUUGUUAUG
Molecule: messenger RNA, 3782 nt
Organism: Plectropomus leopardus (leopard coralgrouper)
Lineage: Eukaryota; Metazoa; Chordata; Actinopteri; Perciformes; Serranidae
Gene: lrrc32
Product: leucine rich repeat containing 32
Molecular function (GO): protein binding
Source: RefSeq, a predicted model, not a curated record